CAGUUAGUAACAGAGCAGAUUUUACAAUGGCACCGACAGUCUUGAAAGGCAAAAACUACGCGUUACUCAUUGGUGGCAUCGUGGGAUUCAUUGCGCUAGCAUGCUAUCCGAUCAUCGUACACCCGAUGCUGUAUCCGGAAGAAUACAAAAAAGUACAACAGAUCAAUCGGGCCGGCAUUAAACAAGAGGAAAUCCAACCGGGAAAUAUGCGAGUCUGGAGUGAUCCUUUCAAGCCGAGGGAAGAUAUCAAGCGAUAAAAAAGAA
This is a messenger RNA of Anopheles maculipalpis, 264 nucleotides long. RefSeq names its product small integral membrane protein 20-like. The record is from RefSeq and is a predicted model, not a curated record. NCBI's taxonomy places the organism in Eukaryota, Metazoa, Arthropoda, Insecta, Diptera, Culicidae. The transcript has 3 exons. The coding region runs from base 27 to 257 and encodes 76 amino acids. Gene Ontology annotation, biological process: mitochondrial respiratory chain complex IV assembly. Gene Ontology annotation, cellular component: mitochondrial inner membrane.